Messenger RNA from Syzygium oleosum, 1730 nucleotides. Its product is annotated as UDP-N-acetylglucosamine transporter UGNT1. Gene Ontology annotation, molecular function: GDP-fucose transmembrane transporter activity; antiporter activity. Lineage: Eukaryota; Viridiplantae; Streptophyta; Magnoliopsida; Myrtales; Myrtaceae. The record is from RefSeq and is a predicted model, not a curated record. Gene Ontology annotation, cellular component: Golgi apparatus. The coding region runs from base 190 to 1239 and encodes 349 amino acids. The transcript is spliced from 10 exons.
CAUUCGCGUCAGACAUCUCUCGGAUAUCCGAAUUCGACCCGCCUUCGACGGCGCUUCCCUCAGACACGCCCUGUUUUACUCCUCCUCCGUGCGUUGACUGACGACUUCUCCAACGACAACCUCUGCGCGACCUCUGCAGCGACGACAGAGAGCUAGAGACAGAGAGAGAGGGACAGAGGAGGUUCAGCAAUGGCGUCGAGUUCAUCGAAGAACUACGUGCUGCCGGUGUCGGAUCCUCCUCCGCGCGACGAGGAGAGGGAGCGGCUCCUCAAGCUCGACGACAAGCUGUUCGCGGGAUCGGCCAUGACCAAGAGAGGCGCCUACGCCGCCGUCUCCUACAUGACCUGCGCAGUGCUCUUGGUGUUGUUUAACAAAGCAGCUCUUUCUUCCUAUAGUUUCCCAUCUGCAAAUGUCAUCACUCUGUUACAGAUGAUAUGUUCCUCUUCUUUUCUCUAUGCACUGAGAAAGAGGAAGAUUAUCAACUUUACAGUAGCUGAAUCUUCGCUUGUUUCGGAUAAUACCAAAUUGCUUGUGCCAUUGAGGACAUUGGUUCAUACUCUUCCUCUUUCAUUCGCCUAUUUGUUAUACAUGCUAGCCACUAUGGAGUCUGUUCGAGGAGUAAAUGUUCCAAUGUAUACCACCCUUAGGCGGACGACAGUGGUGUUUACAAUGGUAGCAGAGUGGAUUCUGGCAGGUCAGAAGUAUUCAUCUUCUGUCAUUGGAAGUGUUGGAUUGAUUGUUCUUGGUGCAUUUGUCGCGGGAGCAAGGGACUUGUCAUUUGACUUUCAUGGCUACUUUGUUGUCUUCUUAUCCAACAUUACCACAGCAAUAUAUCUAGCAAUGAUAGCCCGUAUUGGGAAAUCUAGUGGGCUGAAUAGCUUUGGCUUAAUGUGGUGCAAUGGGAUUAUAUGUGGACCAAUACUACUGUUUUGGACAUAUAUCAGGGGGGACAUAGAAAUGACGUUGAAUUUUCAGUAUCUUUUUUCGCCUGGCUUCAUGGUUAUCUUGCUUUUCUCCUGCAUAUUGGCUUUCUUUCUGAAUUACUGUAUAUUCCUGAACACAACCCUCAAUUCAGCAGUGACGCAGACCAUUUGUGGAAAUCUAAAGGAUCUUUUUACCAUUGGACUCGGCUGGAUUAUCUUUGGUGGGCUUCCAUUUGAUUUUUUGAAUGUUGUUGGGCAAUUUCUUGGUUUUCUCGGCUCUGGCUUGUAUGCAUACUAUAAGCUCAUGGGGAAGUGACCGCUUCAAGCUUUUCGCCCUUCUUGUUCUGGGAUGACAAGCGCUAGUAUCCUUCCAAGGAAUCAAAUUGGAGAUGGUUUAAAGCAAAUGCAAACCAAUCAAAGGAAAUUUCUAAUUACAGAGAAGCUGCUAGUCCAAGUUUUCAAUGAUAAUCAAGAUGGAAAGCUUCUUGAGGAGCUUGUCAGACAUUUAACAGCCCUGGAACUCUUAACCUGUAUUCCUAUCCAAUCAACAGGAGCAUUUAGCAAUCCUUUAGAAGGAGAAAGGAACUUGUCUGAGAUGCUAAAACUUUUGACUUGUUGAUUCUUCGGUAGUUAAGUGGGUUUUUGUCGAUAUGCAGUCUCCUAGGUUAACGAAUAUGCAAUAGUGCAGGAAGUGACAGCAAUUUCCCCCCUUUUUUUUUGGGUAGCAACACCAUUAUUUGUUGAAAUGUUACCCGAGGCAUUUUCUGAAUUUGAUUUUACAAGUGAGAAUUGAUGUAGUUCAAGCAA